Molecule: messenger RNA, 600 nt
Organism: Cooperia oncophora
Lineage: Eukaryota; Metazoa; Nematoda; Chromadorea; Rhabditida; Trichostrongylidae
Source: the annotation of a GenBank genome assembly
AUGACCGUAAAAUCUAUACAACAAACAUCGCCACUGAAGUCCUUUGUUCAUACGAACACUCAGGAGGAACAUUCUUUCAUUUCCGUAUCAACAGACAAUCUAAAAGUCAUGCGACUACGUCAUGUCAGAGUCCAAUUUUCCUUUCAACUUUACAGACCAUUCCAUGGUGAUGAAGAAUUCAAGCAGACCUUCUUCAGAGCACAAGAAGCUAUGAGGAAAGGCAAUUCAUCCCGGUCCUACUAUGUUCGCGACGAGAACUUGGAGAACAUCGCCGUUUUCAAGCCCUCGGACGAGGAGCCAUUUGCAGCGCUGAAUCCUAAGUGGCCAAAGUUCUUCCAGAGGGUGUUAUGCUUCUGCUGCUUCGGACGUGCAUGUCUGAUUCCGAACAACGGUUACUUAUCAGAGACUGGAGCCAGCAUAGUAGAUGACCUGCUGCAGUUGCAUAUCGUGCCAAAAACGAGGGUUGUCCGUAUGGCGUCACCCUCCUUCUAUUACUCUCGUUGCUGCGGACGCUAUGAAAUCAAACCAAAAGAGGGCAGCUUCCAGGUGAUUCGCCUUCUCGUUUCCAUGUCAUUUUCAGAAAUUUUCCAAAUCUCAUAA